GUGUCAGCGGGUCUCGGAGCUGAGGGACGGCGCGGCUCGGCCGGCGGGGAGGCCCGGUCCAGGUGAGCGCUGGCCGGGGAGGAGGGACCCGGUGCGGGGAGGCUUGUUCCGGAUUCCCAGAGGGAGGGCCGAGCUUGAAGGCCACACCUGGAGAGUGUCCCCAGGCCGGGCCCUUGCGGGCCCCAGGCAGCACCCCAGGCUUCACUUGGUGAGGUGCCCAGGGUCUGCUGUGUGCACUGUGCCGAGUGCCACCUUGCUCCGGGGCAACGGCUCUGAGGCGAUGAUCCGCUAGGAGGCCCGUGGGGCAGUGAGGAGGAUGAGCGGCGAGGAAGAGUUCUUUGAUGCUGUCACCGGCUUCGACUCUGACCGCUCGUCUGGGGAAUUUUCAGAGCCCAGUCAAAAAGGCUCUGGGAUAGCUGAGCUGGACUCUGGCGAAGACCACAGGCCUGGGAAGGAAGGGAAGAGACUGUCUCAGGAGAAUGGGAUUGAGACACACAGGACCUGCCUGCCCGCCCCGAUGUUCACGCGGAGUGACUUCAGCGUGUGGAGCAUCCUGAAGAAGUGCAUCGGCCUGGAGCUGUCGAAGAUCACCAUGCCAAUCGCCUUCAACGAGCCUCUGAGCUUUCUGCAGCGCAUCACCGAGUACAUGGAACACGUGUUCCUUGUGCACCGUGCCUCCGGCCAGGCCCAGCCCCUGGACAGGAUGCAGUCUGUGGCUGCAUUUGCCGUGUCCGCCGUGGCUUCGCAGUGGGAGAGGACGGGCAAACCAUUCAACCCGCUCUUGGGAGAAACGUAUGAGCUCAUCAGGGAGGAUCUCGGAUUCAGGUUUAUAUCUGAGCAGGUUAGCCACCACCCCCCUGUCAGCGCCUUCUACUCGGAAGGUCUCCAUGAGGACUUUGUGUUUCAUGGCUCCAUCUACCCAAAGCUGCGGUUCUGGGGGAAGAGCGUGGAGGCUGAGCCGCGUGGGACAAUCACGCUGGAGCUCCUCAAACAUAAGGAAGCCUACACCUGGACCAACCCCACCUGCUGUGUGCACAAUGUCAUCAUUGGCAAGCUGUGGCUCGAGCAGUACGGGACAGUGGAGAUCUUAAACCACAGAACAGGGGAUAAAUGCGUGCUGCAUUUCAGGCCCUGUGGGCUGUUUGGGAAGGAGCUUCACAAAGUGGAAGGGUACAUCCAGGACAAGAGCAAGAAGAAGCUCUUUGUGAUCUACGGCAAGUGGACCGAGUGUCUGUGGGGCAUCGACGUGGCCUCGUACGAGUCCUUCCGGAAGCAGGAGCGCAGAGACGACCCCGUAAGGAAGGGCAGGCUGGGUGACGGCCCUGGGAAGGCCAGCAGCGACGAGGACGAAGUGCCUGUGGUCCAGGAGACGGUGCAGGUCAUUCCUGGCAGCACGCUGCUCUGGAGGGUCAACGCGCGGCCUCCCAACUCUGCCCAGAUGUACAACUUCACCAGCUUCACCGUGAGCCUCAAUGAGCUGCCGAGCGGCAUGGAGAAGGCCCUGCCCCCCACAGACUGCCGCCUGCGCCCUGACAUUCGCGGCAUGGAGAAUGGCAACAUGGAUCUGGCCAGCCAAGAGAAGGAGAGGCUGGAAGAGAAGCAGAGAGAGGCCCGGAGGAAGCGUGCCAAGGAGGACGCCGAGUGGCGGACAAGGUGGUUCUUCCCAGGCACCAACCCCUACACGGGGACGCCUGACUGGCUCUAUGCAGGGGACUACUUUGAGCGGAAUUUCGUCGACUGCCCAGACAUCUACUGAGAGGCCGGGUGCCCCUGAGGACGGCCACCGCAAAGCCACUCUGAGCUUUGGGCGGGAGCCAGCUGCUUGAGCCCCAGGUUGGCGUCACCCUUUCAGGAUCUGUUUCUCAUGAACUAUCAGUUGCCAAACCCUCCACAGCCCGUCUGCCGCCUCCACGUCCUUGGCCUGGCUGCAGAGAUGGCGCA
Molecule: messenger RNA, 1941 nt
Organism: Ochotona princeps (American pika)
Lineage: Eukaryota; Metazoa; Chordata; Mammalia; Lagomorpha; Ochotonidae
Gene: OSBPL2
Product: oxysterol binding protein like 2
Exons: 15
Coding region: 317-1756 (479 amino acids)
Cellular component (GO): membrane; cytosol; intracellular membrane-bounded organelle
Molecular function (GO): cholesterol binding
Source: RefSeq, a predicted model, not a curated record